Molecule: messenger RNA, 1439 nt
Organism: Cydia fagiglandana
Lineage: Eukaryota; Metazoa; Arthropoda; Insecta; Lepidoptera; Tortricidae
Gene: pont
Product: ruvB-like helicase 1
Exons: 10
Coding region: 69-1439 (456 amino acids)
Biological process (GO): chromatin remodeling; box C/D snoRNP assembly; regulation of transcription by RNA polymerase II
Cellular component (GO): Ino80 complex; R2TP complex; Swr1 complex
Molecular function (GO): DNA helicase activity; ATP hydrolysis activity; ATP binding
Source: RefSeq, a predicted model, not a curated record
UGAUGGUUUGCUGUUUUGCAUUUUGUCGAAUUUGUUUAGUGCGGUGAAAUUACAAAUAAAACUUUAAAAUGAAGAUUGAAGAGGUCAAAAGCACUGCUAAAACUCAGAGAAUAUCAGCACACACCCAUAUUAAAGGACUGGGUUUAGACGAAAAUGGGGUUCCAAUUCAAAUGGCAGCCGGUCUCGUGGGGCAAGAAAACGCGAGAGAGGCUGCGGGUGUGGUCGUGGACAUGAUCCGGAGCAAGAAAAUGGCUGGACGCGCGCUGCUGCUGGCUGGCCCGCCAGGAACAGGCAAAACUGCCAUCGCCUUAGCCAUAGCACAGGAACUCGGCAACAAAGUGCCAUUCUGCCCCAUGGUCGGAAGUGAAGUGUACAGCACAGAGAUCAAGAAAACAGAGGUGUUGAUGGAGAACUUCCGACGCGCCAUCGGUCUGCGCAUCCGCGAGACCAAGGAGGUGUAUGAGGGGGAGGUGACGGAGUUCACUCCGGUGGAGACUGAAAACCCGGCGGGAGGAUAUGGAAAAACAGUAUCACAUGUCAUCAUCGGGCUGAAGACGGCCAAAGGCACAAAGCAGCUGAAACUGGACCCCACCAUCUAUGAAUCACUUCAGAAGGAAAAGGUGGAAGUCGGAGACGUCAUCUACAUUGAAGCCAAUUCCGGGGCUGUGAAGAGGCAGGGGAGAAGCGACACAUUUGCCACAGAGUUUGAUCUUGAGGCGGAGGAGUACGUCCCGCUGCCAAAAGGCGACGUCCACAAGAAGAAGGAGGUGGUGCAGGACGUGACGCUGCACGACCUGGACUGCGCCAACGCGCGGCCGCAGGGCGGACACGACAUCAUGUCCAUGAUGGGGCAGCUCAUGAAGCCCAAGAAGACUGAGAUCACUGAUAAACUAAGAAAAGAGAUCAACAAAGUAGUGAACAAAUACAUUGACCAAGGAAUCGCUGAAUUGGUGCCUGGAGUCCUAUUCAUUGAUGAGGUGCACAUGCUAGACAUCGAAACGUUCACGUACCUGCACCGAGCGCUGGAGUCCGCCAUCGCGCCCAUCGUCAUCUUCGCCACCAACAGAGGGCGCUGUCUAAUAAGAGGCACUGAGGACAUUGUGUCCCCGCACGGCAUUCCUCUGGACCUGCUGGACAGGUUGCUCAUCAUCCGCACGCUGCCGUACAACAAGUCUGAACUGUUACAGAUUCUGAAACUGCGCGCAACGACGGAGGGCAUCGCUAUUGAAGAUGACGCGCUGGCCGCGCUCGCCGACGUCGGCGCCAACACCACACUCAGGUACGCGGCGCAGCUGCUGACGCCGAGCAGCCUGGCGGCGCGCGCGGACGGCGCGGCGCGCACCGCGGCCGCGCACGUGGCCGCCGCCGCCGCGCUCUUCCUCGACGCCAAGGCCUCCGCGCGCGUCCUCACUCUACACCACGACAAGUACAUGAAGUAG